AUGGCUUUGCUGAGAGCAUCACGUAACGGAGCGCCUCUGUGUUUAGCCAGUGGUCAUCGCACAACAGAAGAAAAGCCUGGACGCCGGCGGGACCGGGGUCUUUCGUCGAAUGUGGCUUGGCAGUUAGCUACAUACUCCUUGAUCGAGGGUGCUGGUGGCUUGCUUGCUCUGAGUUUGGGGAUCCUUGCAAGCAUGACCGGUGCCCAGCCAGGCGGCGCUGAAACGGUCUGCAAUGGGCGUCCAGGUUCCACGAUGCAGCGGAAGCAAUUCAAGGAUCGAGGGCAGCAUUCUACAGAACCUAGAGAGCACAUGGAGAAGCGUUCUGUGCGAGUCGCGGAUAUACCAUGA
Messenger RNA from Aureobasidium pullulans EXF-150, 348 nucleotides. RefSeq lists its product as uncharacterized. The record is from RefSeq and is a predicted model, not a curated record. Lineage: Eukaryota; Fungi; Ascomycota; Dothideomycetes; Dothideales; Saccotheciaceae. The transcript has a single exon. Bases 1 to 348 code for a protein of 115 amino acids.